Messenger RNA from Paracoccidioides brasiliensis Pb18, 837 nucleotides. RefSeq names its product dephospho-CoA kinase. Gene Ontology annotation, molecular function: ATP binding; dephospho-CoA kinase activity. Bases 1 to 837 code for a protein of 278 amino acids. The record is from RefSeq and is a predicted model, not a curated record. Gene Ontology annotation, biological process: coenzyme A biosynthetic process. The transcript has a single exon.
AUGCUUCUAAUUGGCCUAACCGGCUCCAUCGCCACGGGCAAAUCCACCGUCUCCACACUUCUCUCCUCCCCACCCUACAACAUCCCCAUAAUCGACGCGGAUGUCAUCGCCCGCAAAGUCGUCGAACCGGGGACUGCAGGCUACCGCGCCAUAGUCGAGUACUUCGGCCCCACAACUCCGGACCUCCUCCUUCCAGAUGACCCCAGCGAUCCAGACGACAAGAACAGGAAUAAGAAGGGCAAAGGCCGCCCCUUAGACCGCCCUGUCCUGGGCCGUCGCGUUUUCGGGGACUCGGAGGAACGCAAACGUGACCGCGCCGUGCUAAAUCGCAUCGUCCACCCAGCUGUGCGCUGGGAGAUGUACCGUCAACUCCUCUACUAUUAUCUCCGCGGAAAUUGGGCGGUGGUGCUGGAUGUGCCAUUGCUGUUCGAAAGCGGGCUCGACGUCCUGUGCGGUACGGUGAUUGUGGUUGGCGUUUCCGAUCCCGCGGUGCAGAUUGCACGGUUGCGGGCCCGGGACCCGCAUCUUAGCCAGGAGGACGCGGAGAAUCGGGUGAAGAGUCAGGGGGAUGUGAAGGCGAAAGUGGCGCGAGCGGAGGCAAGGGGUGUGGAGGCUGCGCGGGGUCUGGCUGUGUGGAAUGAUGCAGAUAGGGCGCAGUUAGAGGUAAAGGUUCGUAAGGUCAUGGAAACGGUGGCUGCGUCAAGUCCUCAGUGGUGGGCGUGGAUGCUGCUUGUGCCACCAUUGGGGGUGACGGUUGCGGCGUGGAAUUUAUCUGUCAAUUAUCGAGAGAAGAAGAAGUGGGAGGAGAAGUUGGCGAAGGACCGGGCGAAGUUAUAA